AUGGCCAGCCCCCCGUUAUCCACUGGCAGUCUGGACUCCCCCUCAGCACCGCCGGCAAAAAAGCGCACUAAGAAACCCUUUACGCGACAGCAGCAUGGAUGCUUGACGUGUCGGCAGCGCAGGAAGAAGUGUGAUACGAGGGUGCCUGUUUGUGGAGACUGUACUCGACUCAAUCUCAUCUGCGAGUACCAAGCACCCCGGCGGGUUAGAAAGUCGCCUCCAGCUUGUGCUGCUGUGAUGAGGUACCCUGAUGCGCAUGCUGGUAUCAGUGAGCCCGUGGAUGUGGUUCGCCCAGAUGAUGGUCACUCUAGGGAUCUGAGCACAGGCCGUCGGGCGAUGCUACGACACUACACGACGACUCUGGCGCAAAUGUUGUCAACGAAUACAGAGAACAACUGCUUCAUCUCGGUAUUACUCCCAAUGGCAUUCGACUGUCCGGUUCUCUUAGAUGCCAUUACAGCAUUGUCAUCAACGCAUCUCGCAAUGUGCAACCCAGACUUCAACGACAUAUCCCUCCAACAUCGUGGCCGCGUCUUAUCCGCCUUCAGAAGUUCCCUCGCUCAGGACAAUAGUCUGACGAGCGAGAUGCGCCUCGCCAUCGCAAUGGUCAUGUGCGCACUCGAGACCAUCUCAGACGGAACAAGCGUCGGCUGGACUUGUCACGUCGCUGGUGCAGCAGCAUGUCUCGACUCAAUACGCGCAUCGAGAAACUUGAGUUUUGAAGCAAAAUGGUUACUGCGCUUCUUUGCAUACCACGAUAGUUUGACGAGUAUAUCUCUAGAUCGGAAGCCAUUACUAACAGGCGAUUACUGGAUGUCAAGCGAUGACGCGUUGGCAGAUCCAUAUUGCGCCUAUGCCCCGCGAAUUAUCUUCUAUCUAUCCGAGAUAAGUGUCCUCAGCACAAUCGAUUCAGAUGAGGAGAUGCUACAGAAGGCGUACGUAAUUGCCAAUGGUCUUGCAGAGUGGAAGUGCAAGCCUGGUAUCACGAGCGAUGAACCUCUUACUCUGUUGAGCGAGACAUAUCGCAGCGCGGCAUUCAUCUACCUCGAGUCUGUUCUACGAAAGCGCUUUCCUCGGCAAGUCGUGGCGGAUGUAGUACCUGGAGGAAUCUCGACGCACAUCGAGGCCAUAUCUACUCUAUCGGACAGGAUACCCCACGGCGCAUUCGCGGAAAUCUCUCUACUCUUUCCUCUAUUUGUCGCGGGGAGUGUAGCUGAAAAUGCGAGGCAAGCCAGCGUCAUACGGAGCCGACUCGUAGCGAUGAACAAAUGGAGAAGAUUUAAGAAUGCUGAUGCUUGUGUUGACGUUCUAGAUGAGAUCUGGUCAGUCAAUGGGCCGAGGGCAGUUGCAUGGCAGGAUGUCACCAAACAUCGUGGUUGGAACUUGGCUCUGUUUUGA
Fusarium fujikuroi IMI 58289 is the source of this 1398-nucleotide messenger RNA. RefSeq lists its product as uncharacterized. Gene Ontology annotation, biological process: positive regulation of transcription by RNA polymerase II. Lineage: Eukaryota; Fungi; Ascomycota; Sordariomycetes; Hypocreales; Nectriaceae. Gene Ontology annotation, cellular component: nucleus. The coding region runs from base 1 to 1398 and encodes 465 amino acids. The record is from RefSeq and is a predicted model, not a curated record. Gene Ontology annotation, molecular function: DNA-binding transcription factor activity, RNA polymerase II-specific; transcription cis-regulatory region binding; zinc ion binding. The transcript has a single exon.